Molecule: messenger RNA, 4491 nt
Organism: Cucumis sativus (cucumber)
Lineage: Eukaryota; Viridiplantae; Streptophyta; Magnoliopsida; Cucurbitales; Cucurbitaceae
Product: pleiotropic drug resistance protein 3
Exons: 24
Coding region: 132-4418 (1428 amino acids)
Cellular component (GO): membrane
Molecular function (GO): ATP binding; ABC-type transporter activity; ATP hydrolysis activity
Source: RefSeq, a predicted model, not a curated record
CUUUUCUUCUGAUAUAUAUCUCUCCAAGCUAACCUUCUUAUAUCCUUUAAUUCAAUUUGUGUUGUUUCACAAUUCAUUUCCAUUCAAUCUCUCACCACACCCAUACUUCAAUUAUUUGACCAAAAAAGAAGAUGGGAAGAAGCUCCUCAUCUGCCGAGGAGGAUGGCAAUGGUAGUGACGUUGAAGAUGCUUCACUCUGGGCGGAAAUCGAGAGGUUGCCAACGUUCAAACAGUUAAGGUCGUCGUUGUUUGAUAUUACUAACGACAAAGGAGAGGUGAAAAAGAAAAGGAGAAGAGUUGUAGAUGUUACUAAACUUAGCAACGAGGAGCGUGGUUUAUUUAUUAAGAAACUCAUAAAAAACAUUGAGGAUGAUAAUGUUAAGCUCUUGACUAAAGUUCGAGAUAGAAUUCACAGGGUUGGUGAGAAAUUUCCAACAGUGGAAGUGAAGUAUAAAAAUGUGCAUAUUGAAGUAGAGUGUGAGGUUGUUCAUGGGAAAGCCAUUCCAACACUUUGGAACUCUCUUCAAAGCAAGCUUUAUGAGAUCAUCAAAUUUUGUGGUGUAAAGUCCAAUAAAGCCAAAAUUGACAUAAUUGAGGAUGUGAGUGGAAUUAUAAAGCCUGGAAGGUUAACUUUGCUACUUGGUCCUCCAGGGUGUGGGAAGACCACACUACUAAAGGCCCUUUCUGGAAAUCUUAACAAAUCUCUCAAGUUUAGUGGAGAGAUUUGUUACAAUGGGCAUAAACUUGAAGAAUUUGUCCCCCAAAAGACUUCAGCAUAUGUUGGUCAGCAUGACCUACAUAUUCCUCAAAUGACUGUAAGGGAAACCCUAGAUUUUUCGGCCAGGUGUCAAGGCAUCGGAAGUCGAGCAGAUAUAAUGAAGGAGAUUAUCAAAAAGGAGAAGGAACAAGGGAUUAUUCCAAAUACUGAUAUUGAUAUUUACAUGAAGGCCAUUUCUAUUGAAGGACUAAAACAAAGUCUUCAAACUGACUACAUACUCAACAUAUUUGGACUUGAUAUUUGUGGAGACACUCUAGUAGGGGAUGCCAUGAGAAGAGGUAUUUCAGGUGGUCAAAAGAAAAGAUUAACUACAGGGGAAAUGAUGGUUGGUCCAAACAAAGCAUUGUUCAUGGAUGAAAUAACAAAUGGAUUAGACAGUUCCACUGCCUUCCAAAUCAUUUCAUGCCUACAAAACCUAUCUCAUCUUACAAAUGCUACAAUUCUCAUCUCUCUUCUUCAACCAGCUCCCGAAACCUUUGAACUUUUCGACGAUUUGAUCUUGAUGGCACAGAAAAAGAUAGUAUAUCAAGGUCGUCGUGAUCAAGUUCUCAACUUCUUUGAACAUUGUGGAUUCAAAUGCCCCAAAAGAAAAAGCAUUGCCGAUUUUCUUCAAGAAGUGCUCUCAAGGAAAGAUCAACCACAAUUUUGGUAUCGUAACCAAACUCCUUAUACAUAUGUUUCUAUCGACACAUUGAGUAGAAAGUUCAAGUGUUGGAAUAAUAAUAAUAAUAAUGAAAGAAAGGUGGAAGGGGAGAAUUUGAAACCCUUUGAUAAUGAUCGAGAAGAUCAGUAUUAUUCAAAAAAUGAUGAUGGUAUUUUGUUGAAUAAUACUGGGCAGAAGAUCAAUAAUUAUAGUGUUUCUAAAUGGGAAGUGUUUAAAGCUUGUGCAUCAAGGGAAUUCCUCCUCAUGAGAAGAAAUUCAUUUGUUUAUGUCUUCAAAAUAAGUCAGCUUUUCUUGAUUGCUUCAAUCACAAUGACAGUGUUUAUAAGGACAGAAAUGAAAACAGAUGUUGAACAUGGAAAUUACUACAUGGGAGCCUUAUUUUAUUCUCUCAAUAUGCUCCUAGUUGAUGCAUUGCCUGAAUUGGCAAUGACUAUUCACAGACUUGAAGUUUUCUACAAACAAAAACAGCUGCUGUUUUAUCCACCUUGGGCUUAUGUUAUUCCACCUGCCAUUUUGAAGCUCCCUCUCUCUUUUCUUCAAUCCUUUCUAUGGACUUCUCUUACUUAUUAUGUCAUCGGUUACACCCCCGAGGUCUCCAGGUUUUUUCGACAUUUUCUUGUGUUGUUUGCUCUGCACGUAUCUUCAGUAUCCAUGUUUCGAAUGAUGGCUUUAGUGAAUCAACAUAUUGUUGCUUCUACACUUAGCAGUUUUGUAAUAUUACAAACCAUGAUAUUUGGUGGUUUCAUCAUCUCUCAUCCCUCAAUGUCAGCUUGGUUGCGAUGGGGGUUUUGGGUUUCACCAAUUAGCUAUGGAGAAAUUGGGCUUUCUAUCAAUGAAUUUCUUGCUCCAAGAUGGCAAAAGAUUCAAGGUUCCAACGUUACAAUAGGACAUAUAAUUCUUCAAAGUCGAGGACUUGAUUAUCAUCAAUACUUUUACUGGAUUUCACUCGCAGCUUUGUUUGGAUUUGCUCUCAUCUUCAAUUUUGGAUUUGCCUUAGCUCUUACUUUCCUUAAUCCUCCUGGAUCUUCCACUGCCAUUAUUUCAUAUGAAAAGCUCUCACAGUCUAACAUCAAUGCCGAUGCUAAUUCUGCCCAAAACCCUCUUUCUUCUCCUAAGACCUCCAUAGAAUCGACCAAAGGUGGAAUAGCAUUGCCUUUUAGACCUUUAACAGUAGUGUUUCGAGAUUUGCAGUAUUAUGUGGACAUGCCAUCGGGAAUGAGAGAGAGGGGUUUUACUCAGAAGAAACUCCAGCUUCUUUCUGAUAUUACAGGGGCUUUAAGGCCUGGGAUACUCACAGCACUGAUGGGUGUCAGUGGAGCUGGGAAAACAACUUUGCUUGAUGUUGUUGCAGGGAGAAAAACAAGUGGAUACAUCGAAGGAGAAAUCAAAAUUGGUGGUUUUCCAAAAGUUCAAGAAACAUUUGCUAGGAUAUCUGGUUACUGUGAACAAACCGAUGUACAUUCUUCACAAAUAACUGUUGAAGAAUCUCUCUUCUUUUCUGCUUGGCUCCGUUUGGCACCUGAAAUUGACUCAAAAACAAAAGCACAAUUUGUGAAUGAAGUCCUUGAGACCAUUGAACUUGAUAGCAUAAAGGAUUCCUUAGUUGGGAUACCUGGUGUCAGUGGUCUAUCAACCGAGCAGCGUAAACGUUUAACCAUAGCUGUGGAGCUUGUUUCCAACCCCUCUAUCAUUUUCAUGGAUGAACCUACCACUGGUUUAGAUGCAAGAGCAGCUGCAAUUGUCAUGCGAGCAGUCAAGAACGUGGCUGAUACUGGAAGAACGAUAGUUUGUACCAUCCAUCAGCCAAGUAUUGACAUCUUUGAAUCUUUUGAUGAGUUAAUUCUUCUGAAAACUGGCGGUCGUAUGAUCUACUAUGGACCAUUGGGACGUGAUUCAAAUAAGGUCAUAGAAUAUUUUGAGCAUGUUCCCGGGGUUUCAAGGAUUAGAGAAAACUACAAUCCUGCAACUUGGAUAUUAGAGAUUACCUCUUCCGGUGCAGAAGCUAAACUUGGGAUCGAUUUUGCUCAAGUGUAUAAGAACUCUUCUCUAUAUGAGAACAACAAAGAACUUGUUAAGCAGCUGAGUGCUCCACCUCCUGGUUCAAGAGACUUGCAGUUUUCGAAUGUCUUUGCACAAAAUUUCGCUAGACAGUUUGGGGCUUGCCUUUGGAAACAAAACUUGUCUUAUUGGAGGAAUCCUCGCUACAACUUGCUGCGUAUCUUGCAUACUGUUGCAUCAUCUUUGAUUUUUGGGGUACUAUUUUGGAAGAAAGGAAAAAAGCUAGAAAACCAACAGGACUUGUUCAACAACUUUGGCGUAAUGUUCGCUAGCGUUGUUUUCAUCGGCAUUUACAAUUGUUCAUCAGUCUUUCCUAAUGUAUCAAGGGAGAGAACUGUCAUGUACAGGGAAAGGUUUGCUGGAAUGUAUUCCUCAUGGGCUUAUUCACUUGCACAGGUGAUUAUUGAGGUUCCCUACGUAUUUGUACAAGCAGCUAUCUAUGUUAUUAUCACUUAUCCAAUGAUUGGAUUCUACGGCUCUGCAUGGAAAAUAUUUUGGUGUUUCUACUCAAUGUUCUUUGCCCUUCUCUAUUUCAAAAACCUUGGGCUGCUGCUUGUGUCCAUCACCCCAAACUAUCACAUUGCUACCAUUUUGGCCUCUGCUUUCUACGUCACAUUCAAUCUCUUUGCUGGCUUUUUAGUUCCGAAACCGAGAAUUCCAAGGUGGUGGAUAUGGUUUUAUUAUAUGAGUCCAACAUCAUGGACUUUGAAUUGUUUGCUAACUUCACAAUAUGGAGAUAUAGACAAGACAAUAGUGGCGUUUGGAGAAAAUACAACAGUAUCAACUUUCUUGAGAGAUUAUUUUGGGUUUCACUACAAUCAACUUCCUCUUGUGAGGUUCAUUCUCAUCCUCUUCCCUGUUGUAUUUGCUUGUCUUUUUGGACUUUGUAUAGGAAGAUUAAACUUCCAAAAAAGAUGAUUAAACCAAUCUUCUGACGUUCCUGGAUAGCAAAUAAAAUGCUAGAUAUAUGAUUAUGUCUAUAGUUAUUGAA